Messenger RNA from Ambispora leptoticha, 1917 nucleotides. The record is from the annotation of a GenBank genome assembly. NCBI's taxonomy places the organism in Eukaryota, Fungi, Glomeromycota, Glomeromycetes, Archaeosporales, Ambisporaceae.
AUGUCAACACAUUCUGAGCAUUUAACAGCAAGAGGAGAUACACCAUCAGCACAAACAAUCUUUGUCACUAGUAAUAAUAGCGACAACAGUAGUAUUAAUAGUAGUAAUUCCUCAAUCACUACACCUUCAAAAAAUCGACCACCACCAAGCGCCUAUAUAAAAUCUCACAAAAACAUUACAUUCUCAUAUGCAAGUAACGCGGCAACCUUCCAACACGGUCAAUUAGGUGACACAGACACGUAUCUUGUCGGUACUGUGCACCUGAAUUAUGGCCAACCACGUCAGAUUCGAAGCGUUAUAUUGCAUUUAAGAGGCGCGGAAAAAACUUCAUGGUAUAAAGCACAAGCGAGAUCAAAAGCAUUGUACGUGGGUGAACAUAUUCUCGUGGAUAAUACUUUCAAGAUUUGGGAAGCAGAAGAUCAACGAGAAAUUCAAACUCUUGAUGUUCCUUUCAAAGUUAAACUUCCAUAUAAUCUACCGGAGACCAUAAAUACUGAUAUCGGCACUGUGAAUUAUGUCCUUCGUGCUACUGUUAAUCGCAAGGGGACCAUGGUGAUGGCAAAUAACCAAAUCGUCGAGGUUAAUUGUCCUUUGAAAAAGACCUUGGCCAUAGAUAAUCAGAACAAUCCCAAUUACAAGCUACGUGGCGAAUCUCGUAGUGGUCUCGAUUACACUUUUCUUUUACCGCCGAAUAAAAGUCUUAAUCUUGGAACCUAUGUCACGAUUCCAAUGCGCAUCAGAUUUCUUAAACCUGGUAUUAGUGUUGAGAGAGUGGAAAUUCAAUUAAAGACUUGCAUGGAUUUCCGGUGUAAUAAUCCAAAUGAAACACGUCAUAUAAAGGAACCAGCUGCUGCACUAAUCGUUCCACGUCAAGAAAUUCGGUAUGAACAACCAACCUCAAAAGAUUAUGAUGGCGAAUGCCAUCACACAAUCAACUUGUUCAUUCCGAGAAGUGUACAACCAACUUAUUCUGGUCGAUUUAUCAGUAUCACUCAUCAACUUCAAAUUAAAUUUUGUUUAUGGGGUGCUGAUAUGGAUUUUCAAGUGGAAGAAGGUGUACGAGUUGCAAAUAUCCUGGAGAAACAUCCGGUUACGAGUGAAAAUCAAGUCCAUCUACCUGCUCACCCACCACCUGCAACUACUGCAAAUAAUCCACCUACAUCAAAUCCAGCUAUUUUGCAGAAUCAUCUGGCUGCUAAUAUGCCACCACCACCUCCCCCUAUAGCUGCUGGACACAGGCCAAUGGAGAAUGUGUACGGAAUGUAUCCAGUUUCGUCAACGAGCGUUUAUAAUCCUCAGAUUCCUCUUGCUGGCGAAGCGUCAAUGGAUCCACGUGAUUUUAAACUACGUGGAAUUGAUCCUCGCUUUCUUGCUUAUGGACCUUUGACUGAUAGUCGCUUGUAUCAAGGUAAUCAGCAUGCAAUGCAACAAUCCUUGCAACAUGCACAUUAUCAGCAACAGCUGCAGGCUCAACAGCUGCAGGCUCAGCAUCCACGGGAUGGUGAGAGAAGACCUUCUCAAUCAACUAUGGAUCUACCACCACCACCAUUUCCAUACGACGGGUAUGCUGCUACUCAUCUCAAAAAUCAGUUCACUAAUAACCAAUCAUUUUUUCUUCAUAAUCAUCCAUCAUUGUUAUCUCAUUCUAAAAAUGCAUAUGACGAUAUACCUACCCUUGAUGCUAUCAUCCAAUAUCGGCAAAAUCUCGUUGCCCUUAAUAAAAAACUUAAUAAUAAUAGACCUGCCGCUCCAAAAACCCCCCCGGUUCAUCCUCCUCCUCCCGUCUCCCCAAUCACGAGUAUAUUGGCUAAUACGAUUGUUCCCCCUGGUAGUGAGCUAACUGGUAACAAUGAAAAAUCACCACCUUAUCAACCUUAUCAAACCCCGCUCUCACCACCACCUUAUCGGGCUGGUUAA